AAAUUGUGGGGCUCCAGCCUGCCCCUCGGACUGACAGGUGCUUUUGAAGACACUUCAUUUGCUUCCUUGUCGAACCUCGUCAAUGAAAACACUCUGAAGGCUAUAGAAGAAAUGGGCUUCAAGCGCAUGACCGAGAUCCAACAUAAAAGUAUCAGGCCACUUCUGGAAGGCAGGGAUCUUCUGGCAGCUGCGAAAACAGGCAGCGGCAAAACCCUUGCUUUCCUCGUCCCUUUGAUCGAGCUCAUUGUCAAGUUGAAGUUCAUGCCCAGGAAUGGAACAGGAGUCCUGAUUCUCUCCCCUACCAGAGAACUGGCCAUGCAGACCUUCGGUGUUCUGAAGGAACUGAUGACGCACCAUGUUCACACGUAUGGGCUAAUCAUGGGUGGCAGUAACAGGUCUGCUGAAGCGCAGAAGCUCGUCAAUGGCAUCAACAUCAUCGUGGCCACCUCAGGCCGGCUCCUAGACCACAUGCAGAAUACUCCAGGGUUUAUGUACAAGAACCUCCAGUGUCUGGUUAUUGAUGAGGCUGAUCGAAUCUUGGAUGUUGGGUUUGAGGAAGAAUUAAAGCAAAUUAUUAAACUUUUGCCAGUACGCAGGCAAACCAUGCUCUUUUCUGCCACACAAACUCAAAAAGUUGAAGACUUGGCAAGAAUUUCUCUGAAAAAAGAGCCAUUGUAUGUGGGUGAUGACGAUAAAGAGGUUGCCACAGUGGAUGGGCUUGAGCAGGGAUAUGUUGUGUGUCCCUCUGAGAAGAGAUUCCUUCUGCUCUUCACAUUCCUUAAGAAGAACUGGAAGAAGAAAGUGAUGGUCUUCUUUUCAUCGUGUAUGUCUGUGAAGUACCACUAUGAGCUACUGAACUACAUUGACCUGCCUGUGUUGGCCAUCCAUGGAAGGCAAAAGCAGAAUAAGUGAACAACCACGUUCUUCCAGUUCUGCAAUGCAGAUUCAGGGAUACUGCUGUGCACAGAUGUGGCCGCCAGGGGGCUGGACAUCCCGGAAGUGGACUGGAUUGUUCAGUAUGACCCUCCCGAUGACCCCAAGGAAUACAUUCAUCCUGUGGGUAGAAUGGCCAGGGGCCUGAAUGGGAGAGGGCACGCCCUGCUCAUCCUACGCCCUGAAGAGUUGGGUUUCCUUGGUUACCUGAAGCAAUCCAAGGUUCCAUUGAAUCAGUUUGACUUUUCCUGGUCUAAAGUUUCUGAUAUUCAGUCUCAGCUGGAAAAGCUGAUUGAAAAGAACUACUUUCUCCAUAAGUCUGCACAGGAAGCAUACAAGUCCUACAUUCAAGCGUAUGACUCACACUCCCUCAAGCAAAUCUUUAAUGUGAACAACUUAAAUUUGACUCAGGUCGCUCUGUCUUUUGGUUUUAAGGUUCCUCCUUUCGUGGAUCUGAAUGUGAGCAGCCAUGAUGGCAAGCUUAAAAAGAGAGGAGGUGGUGGUGGAUUCAGCUACCAGAAAACAAAGAAAGUGGAGAAGUCCAAGAUCUUUAAACACAUCAGCAGGAAGACCACAGACCGUAGGCAGUUCUCCCACUGAAAGGAACGGCUUUCCACCCGGACUGACUUUGCCCUAAUUUCCCCUUUCUCUUUAAAAAUGAACUUUUUCAAUCACCUUUAGGAUCUUUCUGCCUUUAUUAUGAUAAUAUUUUAUUUUUAAAUACUCCCAUAAACAAACCAUGUCAUUGUUCUAAUGCCUUUUGUACCUUUCCCUUUUGCUAUAAGGAGGGUCACGGUGAUGUAACAAAAAAAAAAAAUUGUGGGGCUCUUCAGAGGACUCGAGUUCAGUUCUCAGCACCUAUAUCUGGUGUUUCAUAGCCACCAUAACUCCAGAUCCAAGGGAUCUGACACCUUCUUCUGGCCUCUACAAGGCGUGCUUGCCUGCGAAAAACCAAAAAGAAUAGAGCAUCACUAGAGUGAUCAUUUCUUUAAAAAAAAAAAAAAAUUCUAAGUAUUUCUAAGUCUCUAAUAGAGGGACAGCCUCUGAAAAAUAAAAUGAACUUUCAGGGUAGACGAUUACCAAAGGAAUGAAAGAACUAAGAUGUGAUAGUAUUGAUAGUAUUUCUCAAAAUUCUCCACUUGAUUAGAGUAAUGCCUUUAGUACUGUGAACCAAAACAUGCACAAUUAUCUGUAACAUAUAAAUGUAUAAAGCAUAUACAAUUAUAUGCCACAGACACAUGCUCACAAGAUGGUAACAAAUGUCUUACUAAAUACAUAGUACUUGCUAUAUAUCCUAUUAUUGGGAGGUUGGCACUGAGACAGGGUCUAUUUAUAUAUGAAGCCAUAACAGUCAGGAUCUUCCUACCUCAGCGUCCCAGUUCUUGGAAUUACAGAUGUAUAUCAUCAGGCCCAAUUCUAUAUCCCUUUUAUCAUUUUAUUUAUUUAUUUAUUUAUUUUGUUUUUUUUGAGACAGGGUUUCUCUGUGUAGCUUUGCGCCUUUCCUGGAACUCACUUGGUAGCCCAGGCUGGCCUGGAACUCACAGAGAUCCUCCUGGCUCUGCUUCCCACGUGCUGAAAUUAAAGGCAUGCGCCACCACCGCCCAGCUUCAUUUUAUUUAUUUAUUUUAUUUUAUUUUUUUGAGACAGGGUUUCUCUGUGUAGUUUUGGUGUCUGUCUUGGAUCUCGCUCUAUAGACCAGGCUGGCCUUGAACUCACAGAGAUCUGCCUGCCUCUGCCUCCCAAGUGCUGGGAUUAAAGGCAUGGGCCACCACUGCCUGGCUUCUAUAUCCUUUUUAAAAAUUUGGCUAGUCACUAUAUAAUUGAAAGCAAUUUCACAAGUGUUAAUGGGUUACAGAGUAUACAAUUAUUGGCCUGACAUUGUGGCGAACACCUUUAAUCCCAACAUUCAGAAGGCAGAGGCAGGCGGAUCUCUGUGAGUUUGGGAUCAGCCACAUAAGAGACACUGGAGAAAGCAGGGAGGGAGUAAAGAGAGAACACUAUUUAUUUGGAAUCUGAGCACAUGGGAGGCUGAAGCAAAAGAUUAAAAGUUGGAGGCCAUCUGAGGUACAUAGUGACUAUCCCUCCCCCCUUCAAAAAAAAAAAAAAGGAAACAAAGACUGAGAUAAUAAGCAAUUUAACCUUCCUGGGUGUUCCUUUCACAGAAAAAAAGGGAAAGAGGAUCCAAGCAUUGGUUUGAGGGACUAAUGAGGAUGGCCAGGAACUACGUGAUCUAACUCUAAUUGUCUCUGAGCUCACGGUCACUAACAGAUAGGUAACAUUGUUUUGUGUUCUGAUAAAUAAAGCUUGCCUGUAGCAUCAGAGAAGCAGAGCAACCCACAGUAACUUCUUACUUCUAUGGAAUGCUCAGACUGAAAGGGCCGGCCUUGUCUCUAUGAAUCCUCAAACUGAAUGGGUGAAUCAAUACAAAUCCUCUUUCCACCUGCCUUAUAUUCCUGUCUCUAGUGCUGGAAUUAAAGGCAUGUGCCACCACCAACCAGCUGUUUCUCUUUUAAACUGGUUAAAUCUCCUGUAGCCCAGGUUGGCCUUGAACUCUUGAUCUUCCUGCUUCCUCCUCCCAAGUGCUGGGAUUGAAGGUGUGUCACCACUCAUGGCCUGGCCUCUACAGUUAACUAAUGGCUAGCUCCACCCUCUGAUCUCCAGGCAAGCUUUAUUUGUCAGAACACAAAAUAUCACACAACAGUAGCAUGAAGAUACAGUCUUCACCUCAAGUUACAGAACCGAAAAUCAACCCAGCCCGAAUGAGUGAGUGCGGAAACACACCUAUCUCAACCCUUGCCUCAUUUUCCUUCCAGUCCCUGUGAGCAUAGCUUGAAUUCUUAAGCCAGAAUGUGAAGGCCCUGUAAGACUGCACUCCCUUGCUCCUUAACUGCUUGGUAAUAGUCCUUCAAAUCAGAGGCACAAUGCUUGCCAAUUAAACUAUUUGGAUAAUCAUACAGAAUUUGGCCACAACUGGAGUUUUAACCCUGUCUCCUCAGUUUAACUCCUUAAACUUGUCAGCUUUUUUAAGUCAGUUUGUAAAACACCUCAUACCUCAGAUGUUUAGACAGAUUAUCUUCACAAAUAUUAAAUAAGCCUUCAAAGUAGCACUAGGUCUAGCUGCCUCUAAAUUACACUUUUAAUUAUCACAAAUUUGAUUAUCACAGGACAAUCUCACAAGUUCGAAGAAAUAACCUUUUAAUGACUAUUGUCGUAAAAAGCCCAUUGCCAUGUCCAACCACAUAGGUAUUUCAUCAACUUUGUGAUGACAUUUUUUUCAAAUGUUAACAUCCCUGAAUUGGGCUGCUUUAUAAUCAGUAGUGAUGGUUUACUUGAUAACAUUUUUUCCUUACUGGUACACAAAGGUUGUCAUAGUUACUGAUGGCUUGGAUUAGGUGAACCACUGUUUAAGUCAGAAGACUUUCCCAGAGUAAGCAAGCAUUCUUUUGACUCCAUUUGCUUUCUCUCCCUACCCCUGGAUGACUAAACAAACAAACAAACAAACAAACAGUUUCUGGUGUAGCAGAUGCUUUUCUGCAUAAGUGAGCUUCAAGAAAUUAAUGGUCAAACUAAUUAAAGGGUCAGUACUGUUAGGAAAUACUAAUCAAGUUCCAGAAAUACAAGAAUCUUAAGACGACGUUUUUUUUCUCAAUGGGGGAUGGCAAUCUUAGCACUCAGGAAACAGAGUCUGGAGGACAGCGUUCAAUGCCAGCUGGGGCUCUGGAGCAAGAACAUCUCAAAAACAACAAAAAUCCCCACCCUUCUGUAUGCAUGUCCAUUUCCAUAGCUGUCUAUCAAUCAAUGAUCUCAAACAGUUCAUUUGCUACUAGUUACCUACUAUGUAAAAUCUUUAAAAACUGUUUAAAUUGAUUUAAUUUUAUGUGUAUGUGUUUUGCUUAAACUAUUAAAAACAAGGAAAGCACCA
Messenger RNA from Peromyscus californicus insignis, 4855 nucleotides. RefSeq names its product ATP-dependent RNA helicase DDX18-like. The record is from RefSeq and is a predicted model, not a curated record. Gene Ontology annotation, cellular component: nucleolus. The transcript has a single exon. Gene Ontology annotation, molecular function: RNA helicase activity; nucleic acid binding; ATP binding. NCBI's taxonomy places the organism in Eukaryota, Metazoa, Chordata, Mammalia, Rodentia, Cricetidae. The annotation marks the transcript as partial. Gene Ontology annotation, biological process: maturation of LSU-rRNA from tricistronic rRNA transcript (SSU-rRNA, 5.8S rRNA, LSU-rRNA).